AUAAAAUAUAUUUGCUUCCACUUCACACAAUUAUCUGAUCAUCUAUAUAUCUUCAUUUUUCCACAGUAGUCUCCAUCAAUAUUAAUUCCUAAGACAAUAAUAUUUAGCAUUAUAUUAUAUUGGUCUGAAAUGAGGAAGCCAUCGGCCGCAACCGAUCAUAUAAAUGCAAUAAAUAUAUCGACGAAGCCGGAAAAGAAUUCAUCCGUUGUUGUUAAGACAACGAUGAAACUUCGAAAGGGGCUUUGGUCACCGGAAGAAGACGAGAAGCUGAUAAAGUACAUGUUGAUAAACGGACAAGGCUGUUGGACCGAGAUUGCUCGUAACGCGGGCCUACUGAGGUGCGGAAAGAGCUGCAGAUUGAGGUGGAUUAAUUAUCUCAGGCCCGAUCUUAAACGCGGCGCCUUUUCGCCUCACGAGGAACAACUCAUCGUUCACUUGCAUAGCAUUCUCGGCAAUAGGUGGUCUCAAAUCGCGGCACGCCUUCCGGGGAGGACGGACAACGAAAUCAAGAACUUUUGGAACUCCACCAUUAAAAGGAGGUUGAAGAAAGAUCAAUGUUUUUCUACUACUAAUAACAACUAUGGCAAUAAUAACAUCUCUAACACUACUACUACAUUAUCAUCGUCAAAUUACAAGAGCGACUCGUCAUCAGGUAAUAAUAAUAAUAUUGCUGGUCUUGGUCGUGCCGCGACGGGAUUUGGAGAUACGUUAAUUUUCAUGCAAGAAAUCUACGACGACCCCGUUAUGGGUGGUAGUAUCACCGACUUCAGAAACCCUAAUUUCACGAAUAAUCCGACAGUUGGUGAUGAUUACAAUAUUAACAAUAAUUUCGAAGACAUUUUCGACGUGCAGAAUGGUUUGGUGGGGUUGGAAAAUGACGUUUCUGCCCCUGGAUUGGAGGUGGUCAUGCAGCAGCAGAAGAAUUAUGGUGGUUGUUGUGAAUUAAGGAAGAGUACUAAUUAUAAUCAUGUGGAAGAAGAAUUAUUGGUUAAUGAUGGGAUUAAUGAUAAUUGGGAUGAAUUAGGAGAAAGUAGCUUCAAAAUGGGAGAAUUAUUGGAUGAUUAUAAUUGGGAGGGUUUGUUGGCUAAUCUCUCCUCCUCCUUACCUAACAAUUACCACCUUCAUCUCCAUGUUGAUCAAUAAUCUCUCUCUCUCUCUCUCUCUCUCUCUCUCUCUCUCUCUCUCUCUCUCUCUCUCUUGUAAAAAUAAAGUACUUGUUCAAUUUUUGUGCCUUAAUUACUUUUUGCUUAUAUAGAUUAAAAUGUUAUAUAUAGGUAGUCGUCUUAAUUAAUAUGAAUUUUUUCAACUUUG
Molecule: messenger RNA, 1311 nt
Organism: Erythranthe guttata (spotted monkey flower)
Lineage: Eukaryota; Viridiplantae; Streptophyta; Magnoliopsida; Lamiales; Phrymaceae
Gene: MYB83
Product: myb domain protein 83
Source: RefSeq, a predicted model, not a curated record